This is a messenger RNA of Perognathus longimembris pacificus (Pacific pocket mouse), 1566 nucleotides long. RefSeq names its product ankyrin repeat domain 45 (gene Ankrd45). Gene Ontology annotation, molecular function: protein binding. The transcript is spliced from 6 exons. Lineage: Eukaryota; Metazoa; Chordata; Mammalia; Rodentia; Heteromyidae. Bases 96 to 857 code for a protein of 253 amino acids. The record is from RefSeq and is a predicted model, not a curated record.
CCAGAGACUCCUUCCACUCUUUUAUUGACGGUCACAUCUCCUGGGAAAGCUCUUCUGGAUCCUCCCAUCCUCAGGCUAAUGUAUUUUAGGAUUUAAUGGAUCCAGAAGAAAGCCUUGAGUCUGAUGGUUCAGAAAAAUCACUAUCUUCCUCACAGCAACUAGAUGAUGAUGAAUCCCAAGAGCCAGAAGAAAUGGGCGCGGAGAACCCUCUCCUACAACCCGCUCUCACUGGGGAUGUAGAAAGUUUGCAGAAGAUUUUUGAGGAUCCUGAAAAUCCCCAUCACGAAAAUGCCAUGCAACUUCUCUUGGAAGAAGACAUUGUUGGGAGAAACUUGUUGUAUGCAGCUUGCAUGGCUGGGCAAAGUGAUGUCAUUAGAGCUUUGGCAAAAUAUGGUGUGAAUCUGAAUGAGCAAACCACCAGAGGUUACACACUCUUACACUGUGCUGCAGCCUGGGGUCGUUUGGAAACUUUGAAAGCACUUGUAGAACUGGAUGUUGAUAUAGAUGCUUUGAACUUCCGGGAAGAAAAGGCUCGAGAUGUUGCUGCACGAUAUAAUCAGACUGAGUGUGUUGAAUUUCUGGACUGUGCAGCUGCAAGACUGGCCCUGAGAAAAUACAUUACAAAGUCCUCUCUAGUAAUUACCGAUGCAGAAAAGGGACCGGGGAAGCUCCUGAAGGAAGACAAGAACGCCAUCAUCAAUGCAUGCCGGGCAAAGAAUGAGUGGCUGGAAUCCCAUCCAGAUGCAUCUAUUAAUGAGCUUUUUGAGCAGAGACAGCAAUUGGAAGAUAUUAUGACUGCCAUUCUCACAAAGAUGUCUGCACCACGUCAAGUAAAAAGUGCCAAAUCUGUAACCUAACAGUGGUCAGAAGAGACGUCAAGAUUAUACUGAGCAUACCCUUUGUAAAAGCCUGUGUUUUCUUCUAAUAUCAGGAAAGUCAAAUCCAUUCAUGCCUGUUGGUGUUAAGAAAAAUAGAUGAGUUUCAUAAAAAGAUUUCAGUACUAAGUUUAACACCCUUGCUUUAUUUUACCUUGCUCAGCCUCUGGCCUAAUCUGGAACAAGAAAAUGUUAACAAUUGUCUUUUGGUUAUUAACCAUUACUUUUUGGUUCACAUUAAAGUUCACCUGUAAGGUGGAGGAGGGGUAUAGUUUCUGGGUAACUUUAACCUCUUUCUAUCUUUAAAUGAACAAGUACAUUCUGAGUGGUUGUACAUUUAGAAGGUGUCCCUUUGCUCUAGGUUUGGCAUUUUUCUUUUCUUUUUUUUUUUUUUACUUUUUAGGAUUUAGGUACCAUAGUUGGCCACUUAGUGAUGAUUUUUCAAAGUCUGUUUCCUAGUCCAUUUAACCAAGACACUGAAUAUUCUGUUAUUUUGUGACUUCUUAGAAAAGAUUUAUAGAAAAGGAAAUUUUAAAAAUACCCUAUUUUCUUGUUCUUACAACUUCCCCUUCUUUGUCUUGCUCUGCAAGCUAGCCUUUCAUUUUGAGGAGAGGGAAAUGAAUGAGCAAUUCAGCAAUACAUUUUUCUUGACACUUUCCUCAGCCAGUUUUGAGAUGACCCUGUUUUAAAU